AUGCAACAGUAUAAUGCAACACCCACUCCAAUGAAUGCAAAUGAGAGAUUGCAAGUGGAUGCUGACUCAGGCUGUGUUGAUACCAAGAGAUACAGAAGCUUAGUGGGUCUCUUGAUGUAUUUAACUCAUACUAGAUCCAACAUACAGUUUGCUGUUGUAGUGCUCUCAAGACAAACAAAGAGUGGCAAGCUUGAGGGGUUCUUUGACAGUGAUUGGGGAGUAUGUAUGGAGGAUAGGAAGAGCAUAACUGGUGUUAUAUUCAAUAUAAGAUUAGGAGCAUUUUUUUGGAUUUCCAAGAAGCAAGAUGUAAUUGCACUCUCCACCACCGAGGCAGAGUACAUAUCUCUAUGUUCAACUGCUUGCCUGGGCAUUUGGCCUAACAAAGUGCUUAUUGAAUGUGGUUGA
Messenger RNA from Dioscorea cayenensis subsp. rotundata (Guinea yam), 405 nucleotides. RefSeq lists its product as uncharacterized. NCBI's taxonomy places the organism in Eukaryota, Viridiplantae, Streptophyta, Magnoliopsida, Dioscoreales, Dioscoreaceae. The transcript has 2 exons. The record is from RefSeq and is a predicted model, not a curated record. Bases 1 to 405 code for a protein of 134 amino acids.